Messenger RNA from Betta splendens (Siamese fighting fish), 3663 nucleotides. It is a transcript of the gene tubgcp5, whose product is annotated as tubulin, gamma complex associated protein 5. Lineage: Eukaryota; Metazoa; Chordata; Actinopteri; Anabantiformes; Osphronemidae. The record is from RefSeq and is a predicted model, not a curated record. Gene Ontology annotation, biological process: mitotic cell cycle; meiotic cell cycle; cytoplasmic microtubule organization. Gene Ontology annotation, cellular component: centrosome; spindle pole; gamma-tubulin complex. Bases 248 to 3292 code for a protein of 1014 amino acids. The transcript has 23 exons. Gene Ontology annotation, molecular function: microtubule minus-end binding; gamma-tubulin binding.
GCAUGCGCACCAACUGAGUCGGACUGGGAAGCAAACUGUGCGCGGCAACAGAAGAACAUCACUGGUGGAAUACCUGAAGCUGUUCUAUCCGUUCAGCAAAUGACACCUUUUGCUAGAUCCCACUUCGUGAACGCCGUGUCGCUUAUAAAAUCGAAAGGCACGUAGCAUGUAGCUGGCCUGCCGGACCGCUAGCUACCUGUAGUUGAGUUUAACAUCAAGCUAACUGCAGCGUUGUCCGCGCAUCAACAUGGCACAUUGGAGCACUUUCGAAAAAGAGACAGAAAGAGAAACCAAGAGGUUAAUAGGAUGCAUCACCGGGGUAGAGGAUGAGGGGGACCAGAAUUAUCAGCUGGCGCUGAAAUUUGCUUGGUCAAAUUUUAGAUUCCACCGCUACCUGGACGUGGACAGUCAUAAAGUACAACGCAGUAUUAGUGGAAUCCAUGAAAAGCUCAUGGUUCACUCAGACCUGAAAAAAGCAGAAAGCUGGAUGAGGCUGACUGAAGAGUUCCUGAAGUCACCAUUACCUAAUACAGAUGGGGCAAAAACUGACGUACACUACAGCAUACUGUCACUCCUGCUCUUCUUGUCUGGGUCCCCUUCAAACACCAACUUUACCGAAAGACCCCGUGUGAAGGAGGCUGAACCAGAGGACAAUUUUGAUUGGGUCAAAUAUUUGAUGGAGGGUGAGGAUGUUGACAUUGGACCAUACCCAGAUACCCCAGAGUGGUCUGAGGAGGAGAGUGAGGACAAUGACAGUCAACAGCCAAUCAGUAGAGAGGACUCCGGAAUUCAGCUGGAUAGAACACCCCAAGAGGACCAGGACAACACCAACAAGACAUGUCCAGUGACAUGGACAGUUGGUGAACCCGAAGCCCGGACUUGGCUUGAACAGCACGUGGUGACAUCGUACUGGGCUGCUCAUGCUCCUCGUUUUCCUCACAGCCUACAUUUACACUCCAACUUGCUCAAUGUUUGGGACCAGCACUUGUACAACACUGAUCCAUUGUAUCUGCCAGAAGAAAAGGCCUUUGUCACAGAGAGCCAAGUAAUACGCGAAACACUGUGGCUUCUGUCUGGAGUGAAGAAACACUUUAUUUUUCAACACCACGAUGGAAAAGUGUCAGUGAGGAAUAACGUAGUGGUGACUCACCUGACCAGUAACUGCUUGCACUCUGUGCUGGAGCACAUCGCCGUGUAUGGGCAGGCAGUGUUCAGGCUCCAGAAGUUCAUAGACGAGGUGACGGGGUACAGCUCGGAACCUUGCCCACCCGGCUCCAGUUCUUCCUACAGCUCCAAGAAGGGCUCUGAGCCUCCCUUUAGGACCUACCAGGCUUUUGUGUGGGCACUCAACAAGUACUUUACCGGCUUCAAAGAGGAGUUGACCACGAUUGAAAGAGAGCUCAUAUGUAACGAUGAAACUGUGACCCUGUCUGCAGUGCUGGAGCGACUAAGCCCUCACUUAGCACAGAUAAAAGUACUGUACAAAGUCUUCUGCACCGGGGUUGCUGAAGUCCCCCCUGAGACUCCAAAUGUUGUUCGGGCCUCACACUUACUCAACACCUUGUACAAGGCUAUCAUUGAGUACGAUAGUGUGGGAGAAGCUUCAGAACAAGCUGUGGGUCUGCUUUUUUCUCUUUGGAUGGAGACAGUUAGACCAUAUUUGGAGAUUGUAGAUGAAUGGAUUGUUCAUGGCCACCUGUUUGACCCUGCUAAAGAAUUCAUCAUCCAAAGGAACAAGGAUGUGCCUGUUAAUCACAGGGAUUUCUGGUAUGCCACCUACACACUGUACAGUGUGUCAGAGAUGGUGGAGAAUGAGGAAAAGGUGAACGACGCAGCCAGCGGAAGCUCUGGGGGAGAUCAGGCCCCCAGCAACAGGCAGCUCACAAUGGUGUCCUUCCUCAAGCCUGUCCUCAAACAGAUUAUCAUGGCAGGGAAAUCCAUGCAGCUGCUCAAAAACUUGGACUGUAGAGAAGCGCAGCAAUCUCAGAGAGCAUCUAGAGAUGCAGACAGGAAGAGCCUUUACACACUCUUCCUGGAGUCGGUGCAGUCACGGCUGUGUAGCCAAGACGAAUAUCCAGCAGACACGGUAACUGAGCAACAAGCCACCAAGAGGAGCCUUAUAAAGAUGCAGUCCAUUGUGGCGCAACAUCUGGAGUUCGAAGACGUCCAUGAUCCGCUACUGGCCAUUAACUUUGCCCGGCUCUUCUUGGAACAGAGUGAUUUCGAUGAGCGAUUUUCCGGAGGAGAUUUCAUUGUGGACCGCUCUUCUCAGUCUGUCACCUGCCAGACGUUUGAGCUCACCCUGCGGUCGUGCCUCUACCCCCACAUCGAAAGGAGGUACAUCGAGUGCUGUGGGAACCUGAUGAUGACACUGAAAAAGGACUAUAAGCUGCUAGAAUAUCUCCAAGCAAUGAGGAAUUACUUCCUGCUGGAAGCUGGAGACACUAUGUACGACUUUUAUACAGCCAUCUUUGACAAAGUGCAGGAGAAAGAGAACUGGCAGCAGCCGUCUUUUCUCAACGUGCAGCUGCAGGAGGCAGUGGGACAGCGCUACCCAGAGGACAGUAGCAGGCUCUCAGUUUUCUUGGAUAACAUUGAUCCUUCCAGGAAGAAACACCCUGUGAAUAAUCUAGAAGUGCUCACUCUCAGUUACAAGGUUCCCUGGCCUGUUGAUAUUGUGAUCAGCUCAGAAUGUCAGAAGAUAUACAAUCAAGUGUUUCUUCUCUUGCUACAGAUCAAAUGGGCCAAAUACAAUUUAGACACACUACGAUUUAGUGAUUUUACUGAAGUCACUAAGAAACUGGAGGGUGGACUGAGUGAGGAAGUAAAAGUAAAAGAGCCUGUAAAUCAGCAAAUUCACCGAAUGUGUCUGCUGAGGGUCAAACUGAUGCAUUUUGUCAACAGCCUGCACAACUACAUCAUGACCAGGAUUCUGCACAGCACCGGGCUGGAGUUUCAGCACCAAGUACAGGAAGCUAAGGACCUGGACCAGCUGAUAAAGAUCCACUACAGAUAUUUGGCAACCAUCCAUGACCGCUGUUUGCUGAGGGAGAAGGUCAGUUUUGUGAAGGAGGCAAUAAUGAAGGUUCUCAAUCUGGUUCUCAUCUUCUCUGACCGAUGGCAAGCUGGAUUUGGAGCCUGGAAGAUUGAAUCAAUCGAUAAAAUGGAGUCGGAUUUCAAAAAUUGUCACAUGUUCCUUGUUACAAUUCUCAAUAAAGCUGUUUGCCGUGGCUCCUUCCCUCACUUGGAGUCUCUGGCUCUCUCGCUGAUGGCAGGCUUUGAGCAGUGCUGAUGAACCUUCAGUGUGUUGGUGAAAUGGAUUGAGCCCCCUCUCGCCUUGUCUGUCUCAAUGUGGUCUGUUGGAGAUGGACUAUGAGUCGGAGUUCAACAGAAUUUAAAACAUACAUUAGCUUCUGUGUUUGAAAAUGCUUUUUUAAAGGUGAUUUUUGUGAACUGUUAUUCUGAUUGUUGAUAAUGUGUAUGUGUUAAGCACAAUGAUUCGUGCACAGUGAUGUAAAUGUUGUAUAAAAGUAUUAACAGCACAGUUAAGUUAUUAGUAAUGACAGUGAUGCAGAUUCAGCCGUUGACAGUUUGCACUUGAUAAAAUACAAGAGAGCUUUUUCAAAGAUUUGAUACACCACUCAAUAAAUGUGUUUAAAGCCA